AUGGCCAGCUACAAGUUCAGCCCAAACAUGAGCUGCAACGAUGGAACAAACAUUACAAACAACGAUGAGGUGAGGAUCGUGAUGGUGGGGAAGACUGGGAUUGGGAAGAGCGCUACUGGAAACACCAUCCUGGGAGAAAAGAAAUUUGAUUCCAAAUGUAGCGCCCAAUCCCUGACCAUUGUCUGCGCCAAAUGCUCCAGUAAUGUGGAUGGACAGCAAGUUGCUGUCAUUGACACUCCAGGUGUGAUGGACACCAGAUUUGGAGAAGAUAAAACAAGCAAAGAUUUGGGUCAGUGCAUCCGCUUUGCUUCUCCUGGACCCCACAUCUUCCUGGUGGUCGUUGCAAUCGGCAGAUUCACAGCAGAAGAAAAGCGAUCAGUGCAUAAGAUUCAAGAAAUCUUUGGAGAGGCAGCAGACAGAUACAGCAUGGUUCUCUUUACCAAUGGAGACAAGCUUGAAGACACCACCAUUGAAGAGUAUUUGUCUGAAAGCCCAGAGCUGCAGGAUCUGGUGUCCAGAUGUAACAACCAGUAUCAUGUUUUCAACAAUAGACUGAAAGAUAAGAAACCUCAAGUCACUGAGCUGCUGAAGAAGAUCAGAACCAUUGUUAAAAAGAAUGGAGGAAGUCACUACACCAAUGAGAUACCAAAGGCAGAUAACAAGACCUAG
Molecule: messenger RNA, 669 nt
Organism: Poecilia reticulata (guppy)
Lineage: Eukaryota; Metazoa; Chordata; Actinopteri; Cyprinodontiformes; Poeciliidae
Product: GTPase IMAP family member 4-like
Molecular function (GO): GTP binding
Source: RefSeq, a predicted model, not a curated record